This is a messenger RNA of Glossina fuscipes, 1034 nucleotides long. RefSeq names its product copper chaperone for superoxide dismutase (gene Ccs). Gene Ontology annotation, biological process: removal of superoxide radicals. The record is from RefSeq and is a predicted model, not a curated record. Lineage: Eukaryota; Metazoa; Arthropoda; Insecta; Diptera; Glossinidae. The transcript has 4 exons. Gene Ontology annotation, molecular function: copper ion binding. Bases 28 to 813 code for a protein of 261 amino acids.
AUUGCUGCCUUUUAGUAUAAGUAUAAAAUGAGUGAAAUAAAGAUAGAAUUUGCUGUGGAGAUGCAUAGUGAUAGUUGUGUUGAAAUUGUACAAAAAUCUUUGGAUGGAAUGGGAUUAGUAGAUAUCGAUCGUAAGGAAGGACGCGUUAUUGUGCAUACCGUGGAGCCUUGGUCAAGAAUACAGGAAAAAAUUGAAAACACCGGACGUAAAGCGGUAUUAGCGGGCUUUGGCGGACAAUCUGCUGUUUCAAUUAUAAAUAACACUGGCAGUGAUAUAGAUCGUACCAGCAUUCAAGGAGUUGUACGAUUCACAGCCAUAACCAACGAUCAAGCAGGUGUAGUAGUAGAUGGCGUAAUAGAUGGCUUAACGCCUGGUUUGCAUGGUAUGCAUGUUCAUGAAAUGGGUGACGUCUCCGGCGGUUGUUACUCAGUUGGUGCACAUUAUAAUCCAAGGAAUUCACCGCAUGGCGCACCGCAUGACGAACCUAACCAAAGACACGCCGGCGAUUUGGGUAAUAUUCGAGCGGAUGAAACAGGCCGAGCAACAUUUCGUUUUGUAGACUCAAUUCUCGAAGUUUGGGACGUAAUCGGCCGUUCCGUAGUCAUUACGCAACAACCGGAUGAUUUUGGAAGGGGUUGCAAUGAGCAAAGUAGUAUAGAUGGAAAUUCUGGCGAAAGAAUUGCUUGCGGCAUAAUUGCGCGUUCAGCGGGUAUAUUACAGAAUUUCAAGAAAAUUUGUGCAUGUGACGGUGUUACAUUAUGGGAUGAACGUUUUAAACCUUUAGCUGGUGGUGUAAGAAAUCGAAAAGUGUGAAAUUAAUACAAAGGAUAUUUAAAUUUUCUUAUAAGUCUCUGUUUGCAUUUAUUUUUAUAAGCAUGCACUAACUUGCUGCACAGCACGGGAGGUGAAAUUACGAUGGUGGAAUGAAUCUGAAAUAUGGAUAGAUGUGUCAAUUUUUUAAGUUUAUAUAUCUACAUGCAGUUAAUAUUAUAUUUAUAUAUAUAUAUAUAUAUAUACUUCUAAGUAAUCUUCCU